GAUCGUUUUCUUGUCGCCUAGAUACAAUUUUAUGAUUUCUCAGGAAACUGGUCAAAUAGCACAAUGGUAUGUUCGCCUUUCAUAUGCAUAUAUAGCGUGUUUAUUGAGUAAAAAUAUCUCCAUUAUUGUCCUCCAUGUGCAUUACCACAUAUAACGGGUUCAUCGAUGGAGCACUUCCACCCUCAGAAUCCACUACGUCCCGUGGCUUGUGUGCUGAGACUAGUAUUGCCAAAAUCACCACUUCCAUCUGCUUCCCCUCCAAGCCAUCACUAAAUUCACGGAUUCACUUUUGCUCACUCUAAAACGAUUCUCAAUGUUGUUUUCACCUACCUUGUCUCUAUGUUUCUCGCUGAUACAUACUGACCUACAAAUACAGGCAGGAAAUCAGCCAAGACAGCUCACGGCGCCUUAUCCGGAAGUUGGCCCACCAUGCAUCCCUGGAGAUAUUACGAGUCACUCAAUUGGACAGUGCUGCGCCGUCUGCAAAGGAAUGAAGAUGCCCUGGGGCGGUUUUAUGCCAAUUUCCCGAUAUAAGGGUAUGCCAGUUUCCCUGGGGCGAAAAGGCACAGUCUUGCAAGCAGUCCAAGUCGCUAAUUCCCAUGAGAUGAGUUUGGUCGCCAUGGCCACAUGGGCAGCUGUGGAAAACAAGUGGAAAGAGGCUGUCAAAAUUAAUCCUGCGAUCGAACAAGGACGGAUAAAGGCUGCUGCUCAUGCUGUUGCAGGUAUCUCUUUUGCAGCCAUGGCGUCGGCUGACUUUCAAGAAAGAGGCUUAGUGAGAUGGUGGAACAUAUUGCACGAAGCUUUGUUGAAACCCGAUUGGACAGUGGCCAGAUUCAAAGCACGAUAUCGCAGACCUGAGGCAAUACCAACAGCAUCUAAGGUUAGCUCCAGAGGCAACGAACUGACUACCUUACCCAUUGCAGAUGAUGAUUCGGAACAGAAAGAUGAUAACCUUGGCUAUGACAACACCGAUAACGUAGCAAAGGGUAAAAAGCUUUUGUUCCUCAGUCGCGAUGAAGCCGAUGAGGACGAUGUAGAAGACAAUAAUGAUGUUGCAUACGGAGAUGAAAUUGGGGGUUCCAAAACCAAACGCGAGACAUCUCGUUGGCAAUUUGCCUCAGGACAAGAUUUGAAGCCUGCUUGUUGUGCUACACCAGACACGUCAAAGUUUUUCAUGUUGCGUCAGCUUCGCAAGGACCCAAGCGUCAUAAACGUCAGAGAGUAUCCACAUAUCGCUGGUUUUGAUUGGAGUGAUAAGCAGGCCAUCCAUGCCUUGAAUAGAGCAAGAAAUCAAAUCAUCCUGCGAACUGAUGGACCAAAGACCCCACCUCGAUUAGCUUGGUCGCAAGUUGAGAAGGAUCUCUUGAGACAUCAAGUAAUCAAAGGUCUCAAACAUGACUACACAAAGCAUAAUAUGCCAUGGGAGCAAGUUGCUCACAAUAUCAACGUCGAUUUGGAAAAAGUCACACAAAAACAAGGCUCCGCACUUGCCAUAGCGAGUAAAUGGAACACUGAGACGCAACGAAUUGAUUAUCAAACCAAAAGAUAUUGCGCGAUGAAAAAAGAUCGAACCGGUUCCGAUCGGAAUGCAUCUGGCUGUAUGCACCAGGCUGCUAAGUUUGGUGAUAUCGACCUAUUACUUCGGAACAGCAUAGAAACCCCCAGCAAGCGCAAAUCUAUAGACGAGAUACUUAAGAUGAUUCAUGAUGGCCACCAAGGUCCUCCUUCAAUUUCCGACGUUGGCACGAUUACUCGUGCCGCGGGCGAUACUGAAAUUCAAAUGAUGGACGAGGAAGAGUAUUUAGAUGCUGAAUCUUCCACACGAAUUGAUAACAUGGAGGUGGAUGGUGCUGAUGACUCUUGGGACAAUCAACCGCUCAUGAAGCAUAGCAAAUCAGGCCAAGCGGGCGGCAAGAAACCCUCGGGUAAUGUUCAUCCUAUGACACGUAGAAAUUCGGAGAAGAGUCAAUGAGCAUAUCAAGUCAGUACGAUACAUUGCGGGCCUUUCUCAUUCGAUGGUCAUUUAGUUUCAUGCUAGAACUUUCACUGCGCUUUCUUUCAUUCGUUCACUCCUGGAUAUCUGCAACAAUGGGACCGCCACACUGAGGAUCUUGAGUGUAUUCGACAUAAAAGCUUCCGUUGCGAUUAUUUUGGGCUUUAUUCGUUUGUUUUCUUGAAUUUUGCUACUUUGGAGGACUUAAUUGGGUAUGAUGAGAUCGGUCUAACGAUGAGACAGUGCAGACAUGUACAGAAAUGUGUUUAAUAGUAGUUGAGCGCUGUGAAGUUCUCCAUUAGUGUAGGGUUGAAUUUUUCUGCCAGAACUUGCAGAUAGAUAUAUGGUGAAGCAUUUGAGCGGUCGAAUUACUACUAUUCAUCGCGAGGAAUUAAUAUCGUAGGUAGUUUGAAUUCAAAACAGAAAAUGUGGUUCAGUCGGUCUCGAAUUCAAAAGACAGGAUUCAGUCAAUGAUCGAAUUGAGAAUGAAUGCCCA
Messenger RNA from Botrytis cinerea B05.10, 2489 nucleotides. RefSeq lists its product as hypothetical. The transcript is spliced from 2 exons. Bases 314 to 1972 code for a protein of 552 amino acids. NCBI's taxonomy places the organism in Eukaryota, Fungi, Ascomycota, Leotiomycetes, Helotiales, Sclerotiniaceae. The record is from RefSeq and is a predicted model, not a curated record.